UAAUUUUACCAGCGCCAUUUUGACGUUUAUGCCAAUAAAAUAGAACAAGUUGGCGUAAGACAGAAGAAUCUUUUUCUUGAUGUUUUCUCCUUGGUUAUUGAAACUAUGAAUAACCAUAUGCUCUGUACAUUUCUACACCUAUUGGACUGGAAUAGUUUUUUAUCAUACAUAAAAUAUUUGCUUUUAUACCAAACUAAAAGUUUGACGGUGCCUUCGUUUUCAUGAAUCUGAAAUGGUUGAACCCAAAAUACAUCAGAUUUUGUAGAUAACAGACCAUAAGUAAUUUACAUACAUAUAUAUUAGUAUAUCAGUUGCUAGAUUAUAUUUUGUAGCCAUACUUGAUCGAAUGAAUUUAUAUACGUGUGUUUACUUAGAAAAAAAUAUUUGAGGGAUUUAAAGAUUGCAACGACUAUUUUGUUCUGAACAAAGAGAUUGCAAUACAAAGAUAUAUUUGGUUCAUUAUAUUUUAGUUAAUUAGCCCAACUAGGUGGCAUAGAUUCUAUUUUGAACACUACUUAUUGUAAUAUUUUUACUAGGCAAUAAUUUGACUAGUCAAACAAUAUUUAAUAUUUGUUUGAUACAUUAUUCUUUAAAUUUAAGAAUCUCUAACAUUAUAUGCAUAUAUCAAUGCCUUUCUAACUAUAUGUGGAGAAACACAACAUAUACUCAAUUCGGUAUGCUUGGACCGAUGAUAGUUCAUAGUAGUUUUGUUUGUUCGUCGAUUAACUAACGAUCAUCAAAAAUCAGUUAUAUAACAUAUAAUUGGAGGGUUCAUCCACUUCAAUCCUCUAUUUGUAAAAUCUUAAUUCAGAGAAUUAUAAGAUAAGAAUUGUUAAUUAAAAAUUGAAAGGAGAGCAGCUUCUUCAAGGAGGGUUUAACCUAAUUGAGCUCUUAAUCCAAGGAGAAGGUCAAAUAAAUAUAUGUUAAAGUAGGAGACACGGAAACAGCUCUCACGUUCCCCUCUUCUAUCAUCUUACCCGCACUAAUGAACAACAAACUAAAUUUAUAUGAAAAUUAAAAUGUUAAAAGAGUUAUAUCUUCGAGGAAUAAUUAAACAUAUAAUUUUCGUGUUCGCUCCUGUGAUCCUCCAUAAAUCCUAUCAUCUCUAAUCACACUUACCUUUCUCUCUUCAUAAUAUUACUCUUUGUAGUGAGUAGUUGCCAAAUUCCCAUCUCUCAAAGCUUACUUGGAGUUGUGUUCUCAUGAAACCGGCAUGGUUGGAUGCGCUUUACGCAGAGAAAUUCUUCGUGGGAUGUCCGUACCAUGAGACGGCAAAGAAAAACGAGAAGAACGUGUGUUGUCUUGAUUGUUGCAUCAGUCUCUGUCCUCACUGUGUACCCUCACAUAGAUAUCACAGACUCCUUCAGGUUCGCCGCUAUGUGUAUCACGAGGUUAUUCGGCUUGAAGAUCUUCAAAAACUCAUCGACUGCUCUAACGUUCAAGCUUAUACAAUAAAUAGUGCCAAAGUGGUGUUCAUCAAGAAGAGACCACAGAAUAGACAAUUCAAAGGAGCUGGUAACUACUGCACUUCAUGUGACCGAAGUCUUCAAGAACCUUUUAUCCAUUGCUCACUGGGCUGUAAGGUGGAGUUCGUGAUGAAACGUUACAGGGAUAUAACUCCAUUCAUAAAGCCAUGUCACACUCUUACCCUAGGUCCUGACUACAUCAUCCCACAAGACUUACACGCAGAUGAUAAUAUGGCUGCCUACGAGACUCCACGAUCAACGGUCGUAGACGGUGAUGAUUCCAUGAGCUGGUCGUCGACUUCCUCCGAACUAGGAGAUGCUGCGACCACCACCCAUGUCGUUAGGAAAAAGCGAACUGGUUUCUGCUUCUGUGCCAAAUCGGCUAAUAGUUAUAAAGCAGUUUCGGAGGAUCCUGACGAUAUUUCCAAUUGCAUCAAUCGGCGCAAAGGCAUUCCUCAACGAUCUCCUCUCUGUUAAAGUUCUCUUUUAUUUUUUUGCUUUUGUUUUCUAAAUCUUCUUUUUAGUUUAUUUUCACCAUAUAGUCUUGUGUUACAUGUAUGGAUUGUUGUCUCUCAAUCUAAUAAAGUUUAUAAUCAAUCAUUUAUUGUUACCUU
Brassica napus (rape) is the source of this 2080-nucleotide messenger RNA. Its product is annotated as protein RGF1 INDUCIBLE TRANSCRIPTION FACTOR 1-like. The record is from RefSeq and is a predicted model, not a curated record. The transcript is spliced from 4 exons. Bases 1203 to 1943 code for a protein of 246 amino acids. NCBI's taxonomy places the organism in Eukaryota, Viridiplantae, Streptophyta, Magnoliopsida, Brassicales, Brassicaceae.